AUGGCCCGUCCGAAGUUCAACAUCCUGGAAGACCCUCCCCACCCUCGCACGGAACCUACUUCUUCCAAUGCCAACGCCAUCGGCCCGCAACAAGACCGGACCCUGAGCCCAGGUGGUAUUCGAACUCUUCCUGCACUAGAUGUCAUAAAUGCGGACAUGCCUGCUGAGAUGCCCAAGAAGGUCUGGGGAGGGCGAGAGCAAACUGGACAGAUUGUCCACGGACGAACGAAAGGUGUGCUAUACCAUGCUGGCAAGCGAGCAAGGGAGAGUCAUGAUGUAUCUGAGGUAGACGACGAACAGUCCAAGCCUGAGCAAGCAACACGGAAUGAAGACAUGAAUCUGAGCAAGCGACAAGGAGACGAAGGGUGA
Exophiala dermatitidis NIH/UT8656 is the source of this 369-nucleotide messenger RNA. RefSeq lists its product as uncharacterized. Lineage: Eukaryota; Fungi; Ascomycota; Eurotiomycetes; Chaetothyriales; Herpotrichiellaceae. Bases 1 to 369 code for a protein of 122 amino acids. The transcript has 2 exons. The record is from RefSeq and is a predicted model, not a curated record.